GCCUCAAUCAACUGGGCUGCCACGUAAUGUUGUGUGUCGCGUCGAUGAGGUACGUCUUUCCGACAAUUAACGGCGAAUUACACCGUAAAAAGUGCAAUGCACGUCUCUCAGCGCAGUGAGGUCUAAAAUUUGCUUUCUCGUUCCCGUUAUAACCUCGUCAAAGGUGACGUUUGGAAAUCAGCAAUAUGUCUCAACCAAUAGACUAUCAAUACCGUUCGUAUGGUAAUGAGAGUAACUUAAAAAGUGGUAAUCCUCAAAUGGUAAAUGGACAUCCAAAUGCUGCGCAUCACAAUGGCAUGCAACCAACUAAUUAUAAUUUCACGGGUACCCCAUCCUCACAGUCAUCACGAGAUCCAUCCAGAGAAACAUCAAGAGAUCCAUCUCCAACUCCUUACCUUUACAACCAAUACAGGCCACCUUUACAACGUUUACCAAUGCCUCCUCCGAUCAAUGGUCAACAAACCCCAAUGAAUCCUGUAAUGCCACCGCCAAUAAGGUUACCCCAAAAUCAGCAAUAUCCACCUAUGUAUAAUGUCCAGAAUCAAUUCCAAGUGCCAUUGACACAAAAUCAAGCACCCCUGAAAGAUGAAUUAAUAAAUUCUCAAAUGGAUCCAUCGAAAUCAGCAGCUGGAGUCGAACAAAAUUUGCCGCAGAGUUUACCAUUGGAAUCGAAACCUUAUAAAAAUGAGAAUCAGGAUAGCGUACAGGGUGCGCAAUCAUUUGUGCAAGAACAAAAUGUGUUUCCAAAUCCUAUACAACAGCCUAGAGGACAAAAUGUUUACCAACCAAAUUUUGGAGGGCAAAGAAUGUAUGCAAAAAAUGCACAUGGUAUACAACAUGCUGCCACUGUACCAAAUACAAUGUCUUACGGAGCAGUUGGUAGUGGGCAAAUGCAAAUGAAGACUCCAACCACGGUCGCAGGAUUUCCUGGGCAAAGAAUGUAUCAAAGUCAGCCACCAAAUCCGAUGAAUAUACCACCAGAUUCGAUGAACAAACGAUAUCCAGAAUCAUAUCCUGAUCAAAUGAAUCAAUUGAACAACCAAAUGAAUGUGAUGUCUGUUGCACAAAGCGGAUACAACAAAUUAUGGGGAAUGGAGACCGUCGAUCUCUUGCAAUGCAGGAAUAUUUUACCUCCACAGAAAGUCGAACUACCAAAAAUCAAACUUCAUCAAGAGUUUUUAGACAGCGUUAAUUGCAGUCCAGACAUCUUUCGGUGCACACUCACGAAGAUUCCAGAAUCGAACUCUUUGCUGCAGAAAUCGAGAUUGCCCCUGGGAGUUUUAAUACACCCCUUCAAAGAUUUAAAUCACUUACCAGUAAUACAAUGUAGCACAAUAGUGCGAUGUCGUGCUUGUAGAACAUACAUCAAUCCAUUUGUAUACUUCAACGAUUCAAAAAGAUGGAAAUGCAAUCUGUGUUACAGAAUAAACGAAUUACCAGAAGAAUUUCAAUUUGAUCCUGUAACUAAAUCUUACGGAGAUCCAUCAAGACGACCAGAAGUGAAAACUAGUACAAUCGAAUUUAUUGCACCUAGCGAAUAUAUGCUACGACCACCACAACCAGCUGUGUAUCUAUUUGUUUUGGACGUUUCGAGACUAGCAGUGGAAAGCGGUUACUUGAAAAUAGUGUGCAACGUAAUUUCAGAGGAAUUGUCGAGGCUACCAGGCGAUGGUAGAACACAAAUUGGAUUCUUGGCGGUAGACUCUGCGAUACACUUUUUUAGCAUACCCGACAACGUGUCGCAACCUCAGGAAAUGAUUAUGCUAGAUAUAGAUGACGUGUUUCUUCCGUGCCCGGAAAAUCUGAUAGUCAAUUUGAAGGAACGUGAGGAAUUAUUGAGAGAUUUAUUAGCCCAAUUACCUUCGAAAUUUCAAGGAACUCAUGAUACAAAUAGUGCUUUAGGCGCGGCAUUGCAAGCUGCGUAUAAACUUAUGUUACCAACCGGUGGACGUGUGACCGUUUUCCAGACUUGUCUGCCAAAUAUCGGUCCUGGACUUUUACAACCAAGAGAAGACCCUAAUAGCAGAGCGAGUAAAGACGUUCUACACUUAAAUCCUGUUACGGACUUCUAUAAGAGAUUGGCAUUAGAUUGCAGCGGACAACAAAUUGCUGUAGAUUUAUUUCUAUUAAACAGCCAAUAUUGUGAUUUAGCCACUCUUUCGGGUAUGUGUAAAUUUUCGGGAGGUUGCAUAUAUCAUCUUCCUUUAUUCCGAGCCUCGAAACAACAGAGCGCAGAUACCCUCGACAAAAUACUGAGACGUUAUCUUACCAGAAAGAUUGGUUUCGAGGCAGUAAUGAGAAUACGUUGUACACGUGGCUUGAGUAUUCACACUUUCCAUGGAAAUUUCUUUGUGAGAUCGACUGACCUUCUCAGUUUGCCUAACGUAAAUCCAGAUGCUGGUUUCGGAAUGCAAAUUUCUAUAGAAGAGAGUCUUUCGGAUGUUCAGAACGUGUGUUUCCAGGCAGCUUUGCUUUAUACGUCCAGUAAAGGUGAAAGAAGGAUUAGGGUGCACACAUUGUGUUUACCGGUGGAGUCUAAUUUGUCAAAUAUCUUGCAUUCUGUUGAUCAACAAUGCAUAGUAGGCCUACUUUCAAAAAUGGCUGUAGAUAGAUCUCAACAGUCCUCUUUAUCUGAUGCAAGAGAUGCUUUGAUAAACGUGGCCAUAGAUGUGUUAUCAGCCUGCAAAUUAUCUCAAUCGGUGUCUUCUGGAUCGCUUUUGGUGCCAGGAAGCUUGAAACUACUGCCUCUUUAUAUUAUUGCUUUGCUCAAAUCCGUUGCCUUCAGGUCAGGAAUGAGUACAAGACUUGAUGAUCGGGUUUUCGCGAUGUGCCAGUUGAAAACUUUGCCACUAUUUCAAUUGAUCCAAAUGAUUUAUCCGGAUCUCUAUCCUGUACAUGAACUCGAAGACCAACCUACAAAGGAUAUCGAUGGGAAACUUUGCCCACAGCCACCAAGACUCCACCUUUCUGCCGAGAUGAUUCAUUCAAAAGGAGCCUUUUUGAUGGAUGCUGGGGACCGAAUAUUUAUCUUAAUUGGGAAAAAUAUUCAUCCUGCGUUUUGUUGCAACGUACUUGGAGUCACUGGUUUUGCUUCGAUACCGGAUGAAAUUUACGAGCUACCAGAGAUCGAGACAGCAGAAAGCGAAAGAUUACGCAAUUUUGUAUUUAGUUUGCAAGAAGAGAAACCCUACCCUGCUUCCGUACAAAUUAUCCGGGACGAUAAACACUACAGGACGCUUUUUGUUGAACGAUUAGUUGAGGACCGUUUUGAAUCUGCGUUGAGUUAUUACGAAUUUUUGCAGCACCUCAAAACUCAAGUGAAAUAAUGAUAAAAGAGACUGUACACCAGACUAAAUGGAAAACAGAAACACUAACACGAAAGAGACAUUGUUGUUACAGUGAAAGUGUUUAGCAAUUGUGAACUGUGUUCAAAAAUAUGAACCUCAUAAAAUGAUUGUUUAUUUGGUUGAUUAGAAUGAAACACUUAGGGAUAUCAAACCACACACAUAUAUAUAUGUAUAUAUGUAACAUAUAUUUGUGUGUGUGUGUGUGUGUGCGUGUGCGUGCGCGUGUGAGUGAGCGAGUGUGUGUAUACAUAUUCACACAUACACACACACACACACACAUACAUAUAUAUACAUAUAUAUAUAAAAUAUACACAUUUAUAUGUAUAUGUACGUGUACAUGUAUACAUUUAUGUACAUAUACGUAUGUAGGAAUGAACGUUAUUAUUGUUUAAAGAGGUGUUAAAGCAUUUAAAUAUAAUUCAACUGUAAUUAUUAUUAUUAUUAUUAUUUUAUUACUAUUAUAAUGAUUAUUAUAGUAAUUAUUGUUACUUUUAUUAGUCACACUACUUUUUUUUAACAGAUUGGUUUCUUUGUGAAUAUUUCUCCGUUUAAAAAAUGAUGACCACUUGAUAUUACUAUAGUUUCUCAAAAUUGUCUAUGAUCAAUUAGUAUUCCAUUCAUGUAUUCCGAUUGAAAAGUUGAUUCAAAUGUAGCGUUAAAAAUGUUCCCUUUGAUAAGACAAAUUUUGCGGAACUAUUUUGCAACUUUCUUUAUAUUAAGUUGGCGCAUAAAUUCGUAUAAUGCGAUUAUCGAGAGCGUAGAAUCGGAUAAACUAAGCCACGUGGUUUUAUUUUCUCGACUCCAUGCUGUCAAUAAACACAGUACAUUUUUUCAAUAUAAUCAAAAUUUAUUUCAAUAAGAACAAUUUUUUGAUCAAGUGUUGCACAUUAUUUUAACUUUUAAACGAUUACAGGAUUUUUUCCCACGUAAAGUAUGCAAUGAGAGUCUACCCCGAUGAAAAAAGUCAAGUGCUGAGUAUCUUUUUAACAAAUAUUAAUAUUAAUAUGCAGAACCUGAAACCUUAGCAUUAUUAAUGCUACAUUUGGAUAGAAAAAAAGAAAAUUUUUAAAUAAUAAUAACACUUGAUCAAGAAAUCGUUUUGGUUGAUACAGAAUUUUGAUUGAAAUAAAUUGCCACGGAUUUAUGAACCAAUCGUAGAAAUAAAUCCUUUUACGUGACCUGUAUGUUUUAAAUGUAAUAUAGUUUUCAAGUAAUUAGUUAGUGAAAUAUGUAACAAAAUGGUGUCUUUUCGACUCGGAUUGAUUUUGUAAAUAUAAUUCUCUCUAUUUUACCUUGUUUCGUACAGAAAUUUUACAAUCACAGUAGAACCUCCGUUAUGUAUAGUAAUCGCGGGAUAAAAGUGUUCAGAUAAGAAAAUUUUCACAUAAUAGAACAAGUGGUUACCACUUCAUUUUACUUAAUACUUAAGACAAAAUUAAAUAAAAUGAAUAAAAUUUUAUUGUAGAUAAUUUCAUAUAUAGAAUACAAAAUAAAAAAGAAAUAA
Molecule: messenger RNA, 4851 nt
Organism: Hylaeus volcanicus
Lineage: Eukaryota; Metazoa; Arthropoda; Insecta; Hymenoptera; Colletidae
Gene: Sec24AB
Product: protein transport protein Sec24B
Exons: 17
Coding region: 186-3326 (1046 amino acids)
Biological process (GO): COPII-coated vesicle cargo loading; intracellular protein transport; endoplasmic reticulum to Golgi vesicle-mediated transport
Cellular component (GO): COPII vesicle coat; endoplasmic reticulum exit site
Molecular function (GO): SNARE binding; zinc ion binding
Source: RefSeq, a predicted model, not a curated record